Messenger RNA from Salvia hispanica, 1763 nucleotides. The record is from RefSeq and is a predicted model, not a curated record. NCBI's taxonomy places the organism in Eukaryota, Viridiplantae, Streptophyta, Magnoliopsida, Lamiales, Lamiaceae.
UGAAAUACUUUUCUUUUUGUGAAGCAGAGAAGCUAUGUUUGUGAAAACUGCGAAGAUUGGAUUGAAGUUUUUGUGCGUAGGGAAAAGGUCCCUGUCAGUUUUAGGCAGAGAAAGUGUGGGUUCCAAAGAUGGGGAGCUGAGAGUUUUCAUCGUCGCUGGGGAGGUUUCUGGCGACAUUAUUGCGUCUCGUUUUAUGAAUUCUUUAAGAAAGCUUUCCCCUUUUCCCGUUCGUUUCACAGGCGUUGGAGGAUUGAUGAUGUCGCAGCAAGGGUUGGAUACCUUGUUUCCCAUGGAGGAUAUUGCUGUCAUGGGCAUUUGGGAAUUAUUGCCGCAUCUCACCAAGUUUAGGCUCAGGCUAAACCAGACGGUUGAAUCAGCGCUAGCUUUUCAGCCACAUGUUGUGCUCACAGUUGACUCCAAGGGCUUUUCCUUCCGCUUUCUCAAGCAUUUGCGAGCUAGAUAUGGUCCACAAGGACUUGCUACUCCUCAACACUUUCACUAUGUAGCUCCAUCAUUUUGGGCGUGGAGAGGAGGUGAAUCGAGACUUAAAGGACUUGUGGGGUUUGUCGAUCAUUUGUUCUGUAUCCUUCCGUUUGAGGCACAAAUCUGUAGAUCAUAUGGACUCCCUGCUACAUUUGUCGGCCAUCCAGCACUAGAAGAUGUUUUCGACCUCAAGAAUGACAAUUACAUGGACAGGGAGUGGAAGGUUCAAGGUGAUGGCGAGGAAUUUAGAAAGAAAUAUGGGGUGCCCUCAGGAUCAAAAAUCAUUUCUGUGCUGCCCGGAAGCCGAUUGCAAGAGGUCACCCGCAUGCUUCCAAUAUAUGCACGCACUUUGGAACUAAUCAAGGAUUCCUUCUCGGAGCUGACAGUAGUAAUCCAUGUGGCACCUAAUAAGCAUGUGCAAGAGUAUAUAAGUGACACUGUUCACAAGUGGCCUGUACCUGUUGUAUUGGUUCCGGGUGGAUCGACAUGCAUGAAGUACAAUGCAUUCAGUGCAAGUCAGAUAGCACUAUGCACGUCUGGGACCGUGGCAGUGGAAAUGCAGCUUGCUCGUUUACCUUGUGUUGUUGCAUAUCGAGCACAUAUCCUGACUGAAUGGUUCAUACGAUAUAAAGCUAAAGUACCUUACAUCUCACUUCCAAAUAUUGUCCUAGAUUCACCUAUAAUCCCUGAAACUCUUUUUGAAGCGUGCACUCCUCCACAGUUAGCUCCAGUGCUCCUGGAGUUGAUGCACGAUGAGAGCCUUCGCCAACAACAGAUUACUGCUGCCAAUAAGUUUCUGAGUUUGCUGGAUCCUCAACAAAAAGUAGAUGCACACUCGAUAUGUAAUCCGUCUUUUGAGUACACACCAAGUGUAGUGGCUGCAUCAGCAGUAUUAAGAUCUACGGUGGGCACUUCAGCUCAAAGUUUAAAAUCUCAGCCUGGUGCGUAGAUGCCGAUCUCUACAGACGCUUUCUCGAAUCGCCCUCCCUGAUUUCUCGAUGCCUCUCCAUGCCCACUUCAUGGAGAAAAUCGUUUUACUCUAAAACAUAGAGACGAAGGAUCUCACGAAAAUGGAUUCAGAUGCAUUAAUGGAACUAUGAUGUCAACUCCAUGGUGUUGAUGGGCAGGGUAGGAUGGGGUUAAGACUUGAGUCAUAGUGUCUAAAUUUCUGUUGCUUCUGGCAACAAAUAUAUUCAUCAAAAUAAAUUCUUGCUCCAAUGAAGUAGGGGUCCAGAAGUAUUUAAGUAGAAUACAAAAUAAUUUCAAGCUCAGAAGGUAGU